This is a messenger RNA of Vespa velutina, 9345 nucleotides long. Its product is annotated as roundabout homolog 2-like. Gene Ontology annotation, biological process: axon midline choice point recognition; dendrite self-avoidance; homophilic cell-cell adhesion. The record is from RefSeq and is a predicted model, not a curated record. The coding region runs from base 1422 to 5687 and encodes 1421 amino acids. Gene Ontology annotation, cellular component: plasma membrane; axon. The transcript is spliced from 11 exons. Lineage: Eukaryota; Metazoa; Arthropoda; Insecta; Hymenoptera; Vespidae. Gene Ontology annotation, molecular function: cell-cell adhesion mediator activity; axon guidance receptor activity.
AUCGACAGUCGCGAAUCGACCGUCGCGUCGCGAGGAUCGGUCGUUUUGUUUGUUCCGUGUUUAACGUUUCCAUCCUAUUAUUACCCCUUUUUUGGCAGUUUAAUUUUUCUUUUAUAUUUAUCCCCGAUCACAACGACACGAUUUAAAACGUGUCCUUGUAAACGAUCGAUAAUGUAUAUAAAGCGACUUAUGGCGAACUUUUCUUAUGGAAAGUGAACGCCUUACGUCUUGUCGUUUAAUAUUAAUAAAUCGAAAGAAGACUAUAAUAAAGUUAUUUUUCGAGUUGGUGAACAUCUCUCUCUCUCUCUCUCUUUCUCGAUAUGAUAAGGAAAGGACUAUUACGUGAAUUAUUACGAAUGCCGUAACGAGAGAGAGGAAUAAAUAAAAAGCAAUUCUACGUUAGAGUGUUAUGUUGUUAUAGUUCGACGAAUAGGAAAGAAGCGAACGUGCAAGAGGAAAAAAAAAGAAUUGAUCGACGACGACGACGACGACGACGACGACGAUAACAACAACAAAUCCUCGGUAUAUAUCCUUGAUAAAAAUCGCGGAUCGAUAUUGAGGAUAUCAAAAGGGUGACUUUAUCGUCGUAACGAAAGAUUAGUUCCGAGGAUGCCAAGUGCGACGUACCGUCGCAAAUACCGGCGAAACAAAUCGAUCGGAUUAUGAACCGUCCAAAAAUAUUUUCGGACUCGAUAAAUAACGAUGGAAAUCCCGUUGAUCGAUCGAUCGAAACGGUCGAUCGUUUUGCGUUGUAGGAGUGUAAUACGUUCUCCUACGUGUUAUUAAAAGAAGAUAAAGAAGAAAGGAAAGGAAAAAGGAAGGAAAGAAGAUAGAGAAGACGAAGGACGAAAAGGCUUGCUCGACGUCCACCGCUAGUUCCUUGACCUUUUCGUUCUUUCUUCGUAUUACUUCUGGGUUAGAAGCAAGGAGAUAAAAAAGGGAGAAAGAGAUAAAAGAGUGUUCGCGAAAGUUUCUUCCUUUUAAUUCUUUUUUUUCUUUUUUUUUCUUCUUCUUCUUCUUCUUCUUCUUCCUUUUCCUUCUUUCUUUCUUUCUUUUUCUUUUUCUUUUUCUUGUCGGCUUCGAGCUCGUGUACCUUGUGCUUUCUUUUUUUCCUCCCCCACCCACCCCAUCCCCCAGCCGUCGAUAUAGAAUUUUGUGGUGCGACCUGUGAGAUUGUUGUUUAUCAUUAUCAUUGCCAUUAUUAUUACUAUUAUUAUUAGUUUCUUUUUGUUUUUUUUUUUGUCUUCUUUUUUUUUUUUUUUUUUUUUCUUUUUUUUUCUCUCUACACCUCGUUACUCUAUCGACGAUCAUGUGCGUAUGAUAUUUAAUCGUCGAGCUUACGCCUGGGAAUUAUUUUUUGAAAACGUCGUGAACGUCGUCGUCGUCGCCAAUAAAAAAGACCCUAUUGGAUACCAUCGAAGAUGCCGUGCGUCGGGACGACGACGUCGUUUCUCAUCCUCACGAUAUUCGCUUUAACGGCGAGAGGGCAACUACGAUCGCCACGGAUAACGGAACAUCCAUCGGACAUAAUCGUGGCAAAGCACGAGCCGGUGACGUUGAACUGCAAGGCCGAGGGUAAACCGGAUCCCGUGAUAGAAUGGUAUAAGGAUGGUGAGCUCGUGCAGACGUCACCAGGGGACGCCAAGUCCCACCGGGUGAUUCUUCCCACGGGAUCCCUCUUCUUUCUUCGAGUUAUGAACGGAAAGAAGGAACAGGACGGUGGUGUUUAUUGGUGCGUCGCAAGGAAUCAGGCUGGCUCGGUACCUAGCAGAAAUGCCACCCUCACUGUUGCUGUACUACGAGACGAGUUUCGGACGGAACCACAGAAUACAAGGGUGGCUGCUGGAGAAACCGCCAUGCUAGAAUGCGGACCACCCAGAGGUCAUCCGGAACCAACCCUCCAUUGGAGGCGGAACGGUCACAUUAUAGACUUGGAAAGCAACAAACGAAUUACUCUUGUCGACGGUGGAAACUUGUUGAUAUCUGACGUAAGGCAAACGGAUCAAGGAAAGUAUCAAUGCAUUGCCGAAAAUAUGGUCGGAGUUAAGGAAUCAGCAAUUGCGUCUCUCACUGUAUAUGUGAAACCAUACUUCAGCGCCAUACCAAGCAAUCAAACUAUUCUGACGGAUCAAACCGCAGAAUUUGCUUGUCGAGUGGGUGGUGAUCCACAACCAGAUAUCUUAUGGCGUCGUAACGAUGGAAAGAUGCCGAUUGGCCGAGCUCACAUUUUGGAUGACAAAAGUUUGCGCAUCGAGAGGGUAAUACCCGAGGAUCAAGGAACGUAUAUAUGCGACGCGGAGAACGAAGUUGGCGCUAUUUCGGCGAAUGCGGUACUCACCGUUCAUUCGAAGCCGGUGUUCGUCAAUUUUCCGAAAGACGAAACGGUUAGUACCGGAUCGGAUGUAUCUUUUUCAUGUUCCGCUCGUGGUUCUCCGAAGCCAUCGAUAUUUUGGACCCGCGAGGGCUCUCAAGAGUUGAUGUUUCCGGGAAACACUUAUCAGGGACGAUAUACGGUCACUCAGGACGAAAGUUUGCGCAUAAAAGGUGUGAUAAGGAAAGACGAAGGCCAUUACGUCUGUAGCGCCAUAAGUCAAGCUGGUGCAAGUACGGCGACUGUCUUCCUUCAGGUGAUGUCUGCCGAAGACAUACCACCUCCGAUAAUCGAGUUGGGCCCAGCAAAUCAGACACUUCCUGUCAAAAGCGUUGCUACGUUACCUUGUCGUGCUGUUGGUACUCCAACUCCAAAGGUACAUUGGCACAAGGACGGUGUUCUUAUCCAACUAGGAAAUCGUAUAACAAUGGCUAACAAUGGAACUUUGUUCAUCGACGACCUUCAAAUGAGUGACUCCGGUUUAUAUACGUGUAUUGCAAGCUCAGAAUCCGGUAACACAUCUUGGUCUGCCACAUUGACGGUCAGCACGACGACGACCUUUCACAGAACUCCGGAAAUAUCGGCAUUGCCCCAGAGCCCGAGUAAACCUAGAAUUAUAAACGCUACCAGUAACUCGGUUACUUUAACAUGGAGUCCUGGGAACGAGGGUCAAAGCAAAAUCAUUGGUUAUAACAUCGAAUAUUUCAGUAGCAAUCUGAAUACCGGUUGGGUUGUCGCAGCAACCAGUGUCAUCGACGACACUUACACCGUAACGGAUUUAAAGCCUGACACAAACUAUGUGUUCCUCGUGCGUGCCGAGAAUAGUCACGGCUUGUCGCUUCCUGGACCGUUGUCCGAUGUCGCUCACACGAGUAGCCUUGAUCAACGGACGGUACCACAGAUAGAAUUGAUUCGCGCGAGGGAUCGGCUUAACAGCGAAAUACUGCACUUGAAGGAAGUCCAACCGUUGAGCAGUACCAGCGUUAAAAUUAUGUGGGACAUACUUGGUGCAGCUGAUUUAGUCGAGGGUCUUUAUAUACGUUACCGUGAACUCACCGAGAAGCCAGAAUAUCGUAUGGUAACUGUAUUCAAUGCCGGUGCAACUAGUUACGUUCUAACCAAUUUGGAGAAGUACAAACGAUAUGAGUUCUUCCUUGUGCCAUUUUACAAAACCAUAGAAGGGAGACCUAGUAAUGUAAAAUUGGCUAUAACUUUGGAGGAUGUGCCAUCUAGUGCACCGGAAAACGUUCACGUUGGUAUGAUCAAUAUGACUUCGGCGUUUGUAAGAUGGUCACCACCACCGAAGAAUGCACAGAAUGGACAAUUGAUUGGAUAUAAAAUUCAAAUAAAGAGCAAUAGCAGCAAUAAGAUCCUAGGUCAAAUGUCAUUAAACGCUUCUACCACAUCAGUCGUGAUCAACAGUCUCUCGACGGGUGGACUUUACACGGCACGCGUAGCUGGCUUAACGCGUAUUGGAUUAGGUCCUUUCUCCAAUCCGACACUCCUAAACAUGGAUCCAGGUCAAUUGACGCAACUUCCACCUCGAACAGAUCCGAGUCACGGUAGCGUCUCCAUCGUUCGUGAAACUUGGUUCCUGAUACUCGUAAUUACGAUGGUCUUCACAAUCGUGGCUGUUCUCUUGGGUGCUCUUUAUGUGAGACGCAGACAGGCGAUGAGCAAACAAUUAGGUCAUUUAAACGUUCCGGUGAGUACGGCAAAUGACAUAUGUCAGCUGAAUAAGGACACUUUGUGGUUGGAACGUGGUUGGAGACCGUCGAACACUCUUCAGGGUCCCACCGAUAAGGAGUGCGAAACCAAGUUGUUAAAUAAUCAGCAGAUGCUUGCCCCGGGAAUCGUCAGCAUGGCUGGUUCGGAGUACGCCGAGGUCAACUUAACCACGUUUUACAAUUCGAGAAAACAGUUGCAAGCACCGCCUGAACCGUACGCUACUACCACGUUAUGCGUUGGCAGUCGAAGUCCAGACUCGAUGGAAACAAGCGGACAGAAAUCAAAUUCUAGCGAUUCCUGCAUGAAACCUGACUAUUCCAGUUUGGAUUCGAAUCAAGAACACAAUAAAUCAACGAUGUCACCCAGCAGCGACAACACUAGCAGCGUGUAUACCGACGAGAACGCGGAUAUACAAAGAAGACCACAGUAUAAGAUACCCAUAUCAAACAAUCCCCAAAGUGCUGUAAGUACAAGCGGCACGGCAUUGCCCAACUGGUGCGACAUGAUGCCACCUCCGCCGGAACAUCCACCACCUUCGGGAACGUUGCUAUCCGGAAGAAUGCAGCAACAACAGCAACAACAGCAACAACAACAAUCGCAACAACAACAACAACAACAACAACAACAUCAUCAGCAACAAGUUUCAUUCAGUCCUCAUUUAGGCAAGAGGAACAUUCAGAAUGACUUGGACGGUUCUGGAUCGUGCAAUUCGCAGAGUCCACCGACACCACCUAUCAGAGCAGGCAACAGUUUUAGUUCCUCACCAACACCUUGGACUGGACAACCUUCGCACGACAUAGCUGCUUACGCGAACAUGCAACAGAGUGGUAGAUAUACCACCCUUCCACCUCAAACCAAUCCACCGCCGGUACCCUGUUUCCCUCAAGGCUUCAAUCAUUAUGAUUACAAAACUCAAGAGAACGAGUACGAAAGUGGCUCUGUGAUUUAUGGCCAUCACAAUGGUCUACCCGACAACUAUAGAAAUCACGACAACGCUUUCAACCGAAUAAAUCACGCGAAUCCUCAUAUAGAACAUUCGGUCGCCAUGACCGAUGAUAUUUACAGACGCAAUGAUGCGAUAUUCCGUGGUGAAGAUCUUUAUCAGCAGGAAAACGACGAAUGGGAUAGAAAAUCCUGCGACUCCAAUACCCACUCGGACAUGUGUUGUUCCUGUUCCGAGUCUAGCUGUCUUUAUGCCGAUACGAUCGAGUACAACAAUCAAUUCGCGCAAUCCGGAUGUGUUCACAGUAGAAGCGAUUCGAGAAGUAGGGACAACAAGAGCCCACGUAGGAGAAACAACAGAGCUUCAUCUCCUGCUUACAGCAGCGACAGUAACUACUCUUGUAUUCCACAAAGGCAAUGUGGAAGCAUCGGUUCGCAGGAUAGAUCGAGGCAUAAUCGUUGCAAAGACAAAGUGCCUAGCUUCUCCAGGACAGGUAGUUAUCCACAGCACAGUUCUUCAGCAUCCAAUACGAUGAGUAGCUCAGGAAGUCAGAGAUACAAUAAACUCAACAGUCUUCUUGCAAGUGCAAACAAUCCAACGGGAGUCUCGGAAUCUAGUCGCUCAUGCGAUCAUCGCGACAGCUAAGUACGGAACGAGAGGAAGGAAGAAAUAUUAUAAAAGUUAACCUUGACCAACGGACCGGUUAUGGUCGAAGGGAUAUUUUGUCUGGCACGUAUCAAAAGUGUGAAGACUCACGAACGAACAAACGUAUGAACGAACAAAUGGUUUCGUUUAAAAAAGGGGAAAGAAAAAAAAAACAAGGAAAGAAAAGAGAAUAAUAAAUAAAUAAAUAAAUAAAAAGAUACAGGAAACGAUCUUACCGACGGAGCGUUUCAAAAGAACAAAAUGAAGAAGAAGAAGAAGAAGAAGAAAAAAAACAAAACAAAAGGAAAUCGAACUUGUGAUGUACAUUAUCGUGUUGGUUAUCAGUAAUAGAAGGAGAAAGGAGUAUGGGAGGGCUUUCAAAUCUAAAUUACUUGUACAAAGUCCAAGAAUUUAUGGCCUUUCUCUUUGAAGCGAGAAAGAAAAAGGCCAACGACAACAAGACGGGGAUCGAUGACGAUAAUGCAUUUAUUAAGUAUCCUAAUUCGUUUGUCGUGUAUUUUAAGGCAUUUCAUUAGAAAGAUCUUCCCAUCCAAUCGAUGAAAGGGGGAGAUAAGCGAUAGAAGACUGUGUGUGUGUGUAAAAGAGAAAAGAAGAAGAAGAAGAAGAAGAAGAAGAAGAAGAUGAAGAAGAAGAUGAAGAGGAAGAAGAGGAAAAAAGGAAGAGAAGAAAAAGAAAAGACAAUGGUGGAGCGAGGCCAACUUCCGAGCAAUAUAUAAAUAGUAAAGUUUUUCUCGAUACGGCUGCUAUUUGCAGGCUGGGAACGUGAGAGUAAUCGACAAUCGGUCCGCUCGAGUUCGUCGAUAGGUAGUAUAUUUGGUAAACGAAUGGUGAACGGCUCAUUUUAGUUUUCGCUAGUUCUCAGCUCUGUUGAGUAUCUUCGAAAAUACCAAGAGAAAACUUUUCGAAAGAAUUCGACAAAGAGUUUUCGACAUCGAAUCACGCGCCGAUCUUUAUCAAACAGAAUUGCCAUACUUUUAACUAUCCUCUUAAAUUCAAACGUAAAAGCAUUCAAAAGAAACACCAUUUCAAGUUAAAUACUAUAAUAGAAAAUCUAAUGAGCCUCUUGGUUUUCCAUCUAUCGAAUUAUUUUUUUUAAGAUUAUUCAAAAUGGCCGAACUCGAGCUGGCGCGAAAUUCAAAUACUUGAUGUUACGUUGUCCGGUCGGAUUAAAAUGGUAGUAAGAUUAUUAUCAUUAAUAUUAUUAUUAUUAUUAUUAUUAUUAUUAUUAUUAUUAUUAUUAUUAUUAUUAUCAUCAUCAUUAUCAUUAUCUCAUUAUUAUUAUUAUUAUUAUUAUUAUUAUUAUUAUUAUUAUUAUUAUUUUUAUUAUUACCAUUAUUAUUAUUACUAUUAUUAUAAAAAAUUUACAUACGAGAAAAUGUUCCAAGCGCGUCUUACGUUCUAACACGAUGUUCUCGCACGAAGAGAGAUUAUUUGAUAGAUCGAUAAAGUAAGACGUGGCACUUAUUUUCGAGAGCUUGUACAUUCUUGCCACGACAAAUAACGAAUACAUAUUAUUUUGGAUAUGAUGUUCCUAAAGUCAUAAGGAGAUUUAAAAAAAAAAAAAAAGGAAGAAAGAAAGAAAAGAAGAAGAAGAAGAAGAAGAAGAAGAAUACGAAGAAAUUGAAAAAUCUUAAUCUUAUUAUGGAAGGCGGAAUAUUUUCGCGGUGGUGUAUUAAUUAAUGAAUUUUAAUUGAUAAUUCUUCCAAAAGAGCGAAACGAUAUGCGCUCGCGCACACGCGCACACGCACACUGCAUACUUAUACGUAUAUACAUAAACAUAAAACAUAUACAUAAACACAUACACAUACGUAACAAUAUAUGCGAACACACAAAAAAACUGGACUGUUUAAGCACGCAAGAAGAAGAGAAAAUGAUGACUUUGUUUAUUAUUAGCCACUUAUAUGCACGGAACGUAAAACUUGACGGACGAACGAAUGACGUACGGAUUCGACUGAUUAAAUAACGCUAUAUAAUAUACAUAUAUAUAUAUAUAUAUACAAUAUAAAUAAAUAAAUAAAUAUAUAUAUAUAUAUAUAUGUAUAUAUAGUAUCGGAAUAGUAACGAAAAUGUAAGAUGUAAGUAUUAUCAUAUCAAACUUUUGUAUACACUGUACAAAGCCCUUUAAAAACGAGAUUUAGUCAUUAGUUUAUAAUUUACGACACGUCAUUAAUUUAUACCUGUAUACAUCGUAGCCGUUAAGGGAUACCAGGGAUCUUGAAUAAUCAUAUACAUACAUAACGCUAUCAAACCUGCAUACACGAGGAGAGAGCAAGAGUCCGAUGACAGAUGAUAAAGUGAUAAGGGAUGGGGGGAGGGGGGAGGGGUGGACGAAUGUCUGUUAAAGAAACGAAAUAGUGCGACGAACGAUGAAUCGUUGGAAGUGUACCUGUGUUUUAAAGAAAAAAGAGAAAAAGGAAAGAAAAAAAAGGAACAAAAAGAAAAAAAGAAAAAAAAAAGAAUAAAGGAAAGAAAGAAAGGAAAGAGAAAAAAAGGGAAAUUACAUUUUGCGCAUCUCGCAUUUUACUCUCGCUUGGGGGAUGGGGGGGAGAGGGGGGGGAGAGACACUCCUUUCAUUCAAAGUUUUUCAAUCGGCCGAUUGACGAUGAUCAUUCAUUAAAUAAAUGAUCGUUAAAUAAAGGGAAAUGUUUUAUUUCUUCUUCUUCUUCUUCUUCUUCUUCUUUUUUUUUUUUUUUCGGUGCGUAGAUUAAAAAAUGUAGGUCUUCGCGCACGCGACAUAUCUGUUUUUACGAAAUUUUAUUCCACGAAGACUGAACGUCAUCGGAUUAUGGGAGACAGUGCGAGAAUUAAUAUAAUAUUAUUUCUUGUUUCUUUUUACUUGCAAACCACCGAAACAUAAUUUUGUCGAAUGUAAGGAAAAAAAAAAAAAAGAAAAAAAAGAAAAAAGAGGGGGAGAAAAAGGAAAAGAAAAAUAAAUCACCUUGUCACCUUUCGUAAGCCCUUCCAUCGUCGUUAUCAUCAUCAUCAUCAUCAUCAUCAUCAUCGUCAUUAUCAUCGUCAUUAUCAUCGUCGUCAUCGUCAUCAUCAUCGUUAAAACAUAUAUUUUAAACCGUUCUAAUUAACCGGAAAUUUAAUGAAAUCUGAAAGGAUAAGUGUUGUUCUAGAUAAGAAACGAAAAAAAAAAAUUAAAUAAAUAAAUAAAUAAAUAAAUAAAUAAAUAAAAGUAAAUAAAUAAAUUUCGUGAUUAACUAGGAUUUAAUGCGAUCUUCGUAUUAGGAAUACUUGACUACGAUUAGAUAAUACGAAGCGCCCCAUAAUGAAUUACUCUGUCACAUGGAAAAUACCGCCUACGUAUGAACUUCACUACGAUAGAAAAAAAAAAAAAAAAAAAAAAAAGAAAAAGGAAAAGGGAAAAAAAAAUGAAAAGAAAAGAGAAAAAAGAAAAGGAAGAAAACAGAAGGACGAAAAAGAAGGAAGGAAAGGAACGAAGAAGGAACUAUCAACGAAAUUGUCUUGUAUCCGUGCGAAUAAUAAAAUGAAAAAAGAAAGAAGAGAGAAAAGAAAAGGAAAAGAAAAAAGGAAAAAAAAAACAAAAUAACCAGGAAGAACAGGAAGAACCGAAAAGAAAAAUCGUUCGAUGAAGUAAAGAAUUGAAUCUGUUAAUUCGUUAAGCCGAGAA